Molecule: messenger RNA, 432 nt
Organism: Nezara viridula (southern green stink bug)
Lineage: Eukaryota; Metazoa; Arthropoda; Insecta; Hemiptera; Pentatomidae
Source: the annotation of a GenBank genome assembly
AUGGCUGGAAGGGACACUGGAGUCCAGAGGGGUGAACAGCCGCCGCGUCACGACAAUCGUCCAUUAUCUCCAGGACCACACAGGACCGAAGUCUACUGGAGAACCGAAGAAGACAAGGAAAGAACGCCACUUCCUAUCUUAGCGAGGUCUUCGGACAAUUCUACUGAACUGUUCACACUGGACUGCUUCCAGGAUGUUACAUCAUGGCCAGACAAGAUGGUUAUCUCUGGAACACAUUACACUGUGAAGAUGAUAAUCCCAUCAUCUAAAUCCAAACCCUCAACCAACAAAGCCCCCAUUGCCGGAGGGAUCUACCGAAAUAGACAGCUUACUUUCGAAAGCUUGCCCCACACUCGGGACAAUGCAAACAUUUCUCCAGUAGCCCGAGGGCACUACGUCCAGUGUGUUCCGAGGGAUAAACUUUAUCUCUAA